Molecule: messenger RNA, 1330 nt
Organism: Pseudovirgaria hyperparasitica
Lineage: Eukaryota; Fungi; Ascomycota; Dothideomycetes; Acrospermales; Acrospermaceae
Exons: 4
Coding region: 241-1029 (262 amino acids)
Source: RefSeq, a predicted model, not a curated record
UGGUGGUGUCAGUGGUGGUACCACCCCCACGACGUCAUCCCAAUCUCCCCACGUUGCAGGCUCUAGGGGGCUUUGUCGCUAUUUCUGGGAGACGGCGUCGCACUCCUUCGAAAAAACAACAUUUAAUAUAUCCGCCAUUGACGUCCUUCACUACCAGCCCCAGACAAGUCAAACUCCGACAUCCAUCGAUCCCUUCGCUUUCUUCACUUCCGUAUCCCUUCGCAAGCGUCGUCGUCGUCCAUGGUCCAAACCCUGGAACAUUAUUCAUUUCGACCAUCCACUGUCAUAUACCUACCUGUCGGGAAAAUUACAGCCUUUAUUUUCCUGCCCGCGCCAUUCCGACCAACCAUUAACUACUUCUUCGAGCUUUACCUCCCUUCUUUGCUUACUCAGAACGACGACUGUCUACAAAAAUACCUUUCACUCCAGAAUCAAAAGGAGCAACUACUACAAAAAUCUUCAAUAGCUUUCACGUGCCCCUUUGCCGCGUCACCACCGGAAUGGAGCUCUACCCAGUCAACGCCUAUGGGAUUUCGUUCGGGCUAUGACUUCCCGCCGUCAUACCACGAAUCGCACCCAACAUCUACUCCGACUUCGUAUCCUGCUCCUACUCACACCUCUCGCGCUCGGAGUGUCAGCGACCCAGACGUGGAUAAUGAGAAUAGUCGAGCGCUUUACCAUAUCAACCAGCAGAUCAAGGCUGCCCUUACAGAGCUCCUCAACACCGACUCUGUCCGUACCAACGACAACUACCGUAUGUUUGUGCAAGGCAAGCUUAUGGACGCCGAGAUGGAGAUGAAAGGUCAACGACGUCGUCGCAGCAGUGAAGCUUCGUCUGUGUUUCUGUGUCUUGUAUCAUCACCCAUUUGGACUUCUGCUGUACAAUAUUUACGACUUUCAUUGUUGGUUGGCGUGGACGGUAUCUACUGGUGGCACAUAUGGCAUAUCUGCGAUGAAUCAAUGGAACCACGCUCGAUGCGUGCUUGUAAACCUUCCUCUUCAAGUCAAAAACUUGACCGGCCGGUGUAGGCGUAUAUCGGAUUUCUCUUCACCGCGCCCGGUCUGUAUGGACGACUAAAGGCGUUGAAGUCGUACAGCCUGCGACCAAUAGCGUCACGGCAUUUACGGAGCGUUUUCCUUGUUCUGUUCACCAAUCAGGCGACGUCGUGUGGGCAUUCUAUAGCUCUUUCCUAGUUAGCGAAUAUACCCUCUCAAUUUCCAUUAUGAUUACCCAUCAUGUUCUUCCCCACACAAACGUACCCGCAUCCACGAUAUGUAAUUAUCUAUCACAGAGACCACGCAAUACCAAGAAACGCAUCCGAUGAAUGCA